UUUAUUUUAUUUAUCUUUUGGCGUCUCUGCUUCUAAUUUUCUUCUUCUCAGCUUCUCUGUCUUUCUCACAGAAUCUCUCAAGCAACUCUUUCUCAUCGUUUUUCUUCGGGCUCUUCCUCCGUCGCAAGUGUAGCUUCUCUAGCUUUUGUCGAUCAAGAAAUUCAAACUUCGUCGGAAAGAGCUUUCAGAAGACCAAAACCAACAUCCAUCUUAAUUUCCCCAAGAAUGCUUUCUACUUCUCAAAUCAAGCAAGAUGUGUUCUUGAGUUUCAGAGGUGAAAACACACGAGAAAAUUUUACCAGUCAUCUUAACGAGGCACUAUGUCGGAGUAAAAUCGAUACAUUCAUCGACUACAAGCUGAGGAGAGGAGAUGAAAUUUCUUCAGCACUUCUGGAAGCAAUCAGAGGAUCAAAGCUCUCUCUGAUCGUUUUCUCCAAGGACUACGCUGAUUCCAGAUGGUGCUUGGAAGAACUAGUUGAAAUCCUUGAGUGCAAAAGAACAAUUGGUCAGAUUGUGAUUCCAGUUUUCUAUCAAGUAGAUCCAUGUGAUGUAUGUAAUCAAACUGGGGAAUUCGGAGAUUCAUUUGCUAAACUCGAAUCGAGAUUUAAAGACAGGAUGAAACGCUGGCGAGAUGCUUUGGCCGAAGCUGCUGAUAUGUCAUCAUCGAACUCUGAUUUGUAUUCAACCAAAUCAAUAAGGCCAGAAUCGAAGCUUGUGGAAGCAAUUGUGAAAGGUGUUCUGAAGAAGUUAAAUCUUGCAUCUUCAAGUGUUCCGAGAGGCCUGGUAGGAGUCUCAAGAGUUGAGAAAGUUCUCUCAUUGCUAUGCCUCUGGGAACCAGAUGUUCGGAUGGUAGGAAUUUGGGGAAUGGGCGGUAUUGGUAAGACUGCCAUUGCCGGAGCUGUUUUUCACCAAAUUUCUAACAAUUUCGAAGGUUCUCAUUUCUUUAAUAACAUUAGUGAAAUAGAUAAAAGAGGUGACCUAGUUAUUAGGCGGGAUGAGCUUCUUUCUCAAAUCUUAGGAGAUGAAAAUUACUCGGAUAUAGGAGCUCCCAGUUUAGAACUCAAUUUUACUAGAGACAGACUCCAUCGUAAAAGAGUUCUUAUAGUUUUUGAUGAUGUAAGUGAUAUAAAUCAACUGGAAACCUUGAUUGGAGGUCUUGAAUUCGGGUUAGGAAGCCGAAUUAUUGUGACUACCAGGGAUAAACAUGUACUUCAGUAUUAUGAAAAUACAAAAAUAUACAAGAUGGAGAAACUAGAGGAAGAAGAAUCUUUGCAGCUGUUUUGUCAACAUGCUUUCGGACAAAACCAACCGAGAGAAGAUUAUAUCGAGCUUUCAUAUAAGGUCGUGAACUAUGUUCAAGGCCUUCCUCUAGCCCUUUUCAUUUUAGGUUCUUCACUACAUGGCAAAAGCACUAAACAUUGGGAGUCCGCAAUAAACAAGUUAAGUAAAGUUAUCGACCCUAAAAUUCUGAAUGUACUGAAAACCAGUUACAAUAGACUUGAUUAUGCAGAGAAGAACAUAUUUCUCAAUAUUGCAAGUGACUUCAACGGGAAGGAUAGAAAUCACACAAUCAAAAUUCUCGAGAGUCAGUAUGAUAGUUAUGUUGAUUCUGUCGUUACCGAUCUUAUUGAUAAGUCUUUGAUAACAAUUUCACAAGAUGACAAGAUUUACGUGCAUGUUUUACUACAAGCGAUGUGUUGGGAUAUUAUUAGUCAUCAAAAAAAGAUGAAGUAUUAGCUUGUAAUUGUUUCUGUUUCUGUUUUCUUGUCAAUGUCAAGGAUCUGUAUUGGAUUAUACAGAUUUGUCAGAUGGAGCAUGGAAAAACCUUGUUGUUGCAUAUAUACUGGUAUAGCAUGUAA
Messenger RNA from Carica papaya (papaya), 1859 nucleotides. The record is from RefSeq and is a predicted model, not a curated record. Lineage: Eukaryota; Viridiplantae; Streptophyta; Magnoliopsida; Brassicales; Caricaceae.